AUGAAUAUGCGUGGAUUUUGUAUAUCAACAUUUGCUCAUGCAACAAUUAAUAAUGAGUGGACGAUUCUAUUUUUGUUUGUUAAAAGCCGCGAUGAUAUGGAAAUGUGUGAGUUGUCUUUUGACGCAACGCAGUUGACAAGGAAAAAAGGUGCGGAGAUAAUAGCUAUUGAAUUUGAAACGGUGUGGCAUCAGUGCGGUGGAUCAGUAUACCACGUCCGUCUCAACAUGAAAUAA
This is a messenger RNA of Brugia pahangi, 234 nucleotides long. NCBI's taxonomy places the organism in Eukaryota, Metazoa, Nematoda, Chromadorea, Rhabditida, Onchocercidae. The record is from the annotation of a GenBank genome assembly.